GGUACAAAAACUUGCACAAAUGCACUUGUGUUUGGUAAUGGCAAUUAUUAUAUCUCAAUCUCAUAUUCUAUUGGAGGUGAGAUCUGUAGACUUUGCAACAACUCAAAUUCUAGACUGAAUUAGUUCCCAUUUCAAGGCAAAAUUCUGUCAUGGGAAAGGAUAAUGACCAAGAACUAAAGUAUGCCUGGGGUCAUUUACUUUACAAAACUGAGAUCUCUACAGAAAAUUGAAAACCUUAAAUAAAUAUUAUCUUGCAUAAACCACAUCAUGCAGGUUUUGAGAGAACUGAGAUCCUUACUGAACAGAUGACGGUAAGGAGGGAGAAGAAGAAGAGGGGAACAGAGAUUUUUAUGCCCUAGGUUUUGGUGGUUUUCCUUCUCUCGAACAGAAGAGGGUAAAGAGGGAGAAGAAGAAGAAGAAGAGAGUAAGGAAGGAUCAACCACAGGAAGACAAGAGGAAACAGAGGGAUCGAACAGCAGAAGGAGAACAUAUGGGAGUGUUUCGUGCGACCAGAAGAGAGAAAUGAGGGAGAAGAAGAAGAGUGAAGGAUUGAAGACCAUUACCAUUUUGGAUUUUUGGUUGAUCCGGUCGAGUUAUCAAGGUUUUUAUUUAGACCAGUUAAGUGAAUGAUCCACCAUACACAUGGCCGAUGCCAUGUGUCGGCAUGGCAAGUAGGCUCCGCCAGCCUCACGCCAAGUUCAGACGCUGUAGAGGAUUUCGAAAUCUUGCGUUUCUCUUGGACGCCAGCUGGUUCAUUGGUUUUGAUUUUUCAAAACGUAAAAAGUAAGCUCUGGUGUAGAAAAAAUCAUUUUUGCUCUGUUCUGCUAAGCUUUUGCUAAAUAAGCUUUCUCACUUACCUACCUCUCGUUCAAGGUAGUUGCUGUGAGUUUCAGUUGUUCGAUUCAGAAUCUCUCUGUUUGUCUGAAUCUCACCACAAUGGCUGCUGUUGUCACCGCAUUGGGAGUUUCUGUUGGACCUAUCACCGAAGUGGUCAAGGCUGUAGUGGUUUCUCUGAUUCUCCGUCCCCUUGGUUAUCUUGUUCACCACAAGAGAAACGUCGAUGAGCUUAGAGAAAAAAUGGUCACACUGGAACAUCAGAAAACAAGUGUUCAGCGGUUGAUGGAUGUCGCAAGAGAUCGGGGACAAGAUAUCAAAGAAGAGGUAAGUAGUUGGAUUAGUAAAGUGAAUGCCACAAAGGAAGCGAUUACGGUAAGGGCGUUGGAUGUCGCAGAUCAACAGAACAACGGAUGCCUAUUGGACUGCCGUGCUCGUUACUCUGUUGGCAAAGGAGCAAAAAUAAAGAUCGAUGAAGUCAAUGAUCUUCUAAGGGAACGCGACCAAUUUGGCGAUACUGUGUCAAUUCCUCCUACAGCUCCUCGUGUCAUAGAAUUCAUGCCGUUAAUGCCUAAUUUCCAAGUUUUUGAGCCCACCAACUUGGCCAUGAAUCAAAUUAGGGAGGCCUUGGAGGACAAGAAGUUCAACUUGGUUGGAGUUUAUGGUAUGGGCGGGGUCGGGAAGACGACCUUGAUGAAAGCAAUGGCCAAACAACUGAAUAACAAAGGGGUCUUUGAUCGUGUUGUGAUGGUCACCGUGUCUCAAAACCCUAUUUUGAAGAACAUUCAAAAUGGUAUUGCAGAGAACUUGGGAUACAAAUUCAGUGAAGAAGACGAAUCGGUACGAGCAAGUCGUUUAUCGGAGAGAAUUAAGCAAGAGGCACGAAUCCUCAUAAUCUUGGAUGAUGUAUGGGAGGAACUGCCAUUAAGAGAAGUUGGAAUUCCGUUUGGAGACAAAGACGAUUGCAGCGUUAUCAUCACGACAAGAUUGUUAGACGUGUGUGGGGACAUGAACGCCCAAUGCAAUGUUGAGGUGAAGGAUUUACCCGAAGCAGAUGCAUUUCGGCUAUUUAGAAUGAUUGCAGGUGAAGAAUGUGUGGACUCCUCGAAGCGAUAUGAUGUGGCCAAGGAAGUUGUUAAAGAAUGUGGGGGUUUGCCAGUGGCAAUUGUUACAGUUGGAAAGGCACUACGAAAUAAGGACCGGACUGUAUGGGUUGAUGCAAUUACUCAACUGAAGGAGGUAAUCCCAUCGAGAAUUCCAGGUAUGCUACCACGAGUAUUCUCCUCAAUAAAAUAUAGUUAUGAUCGGCUUCAAAACCUGGAAACACAACUUUGCUUCUUGUUUUGUUGUCUAUUUCCUGAAGACUUUAUUAUUUCUGAAGAUGAUUUGCUUCCAUAUGUGUUGGGUGAGAAUAUAUUUGAAGCUACUGAAACCAUGAAAAAGGCAAGAAAUAGGUUGCAUACGGUGUUGGAAACACUUAAAUGGUCAUGUUUGCUAUUAAAUGUAGAUGAAAAACAAGGAUGUGUUAGGAUGCAUGAUGUUGUUCGAGAUGUGGCCAUUUGGAUUGCAAAAGAAGACCAUGGCUUUAUUGUAGAAGUUGGAAAAGGACUGAAGGAGUGGCCAGACAACAUGAAGAACUUGCAAAAAUGCAAGCGACUCUCUCUAAUGCAUAAUAAAAUCAGUAAGCUCCCAGAACAGAUGAGUAGUUAUUUUCAACUCAUGACGACCUUAUCAUUACGACAUAAUCCAAAGAUAGAAAUUCCUAGUGAAAGUUUUGAGGGUAUGAUAUCACUCAAGGUUCUAGAUCUCCAAUACACAAAUAUUCCUUCAAUACCACCAUCGUUCUCCAAGUUGACGGAGCUUCGAGUGUUACGUCUAGCUAUUAUGCGUGGGAAGAUAGAUUUAUCAUUGCUUGGGAACAUGAAGAAACUUGAAAUGCUCCAUCUAAGUCACUGUUACUUAAGGACUUUGCCCCAAGAAAUAGGGGGAUUGACAAAUCUUAAGUAUUUGGAUUUGUCAAGAAACUAUUCAUUGAUUAUUCCCCGAAAAGUCUUGUCGAGGUUAUCUCGCUUGGAAGAAAUCGACCUUUCAGAGUGCUUUAAUGAGUGGGAGAUUGAAGGAUCAGAAGAAAGUAGCAAAGCUUGUUUGUCUGAGGUUGCAUCCUUGUCUGAUUUGACAAAGCUCAAUUUAGAGGUGUCAAACAUAAAAUGUCUCAGUUCCGCUAUCCCAAUUCGCUGGGAAAAUUUGACACAAUUUUGGAUAAUGUUUCAAAGGUUUGAAUUCAUAGUUGACCUAACAUCAGCUAUGAUGCCUCCCCGGAGGUGGGAUCGUUAUUCAGCUGGGAUGUGUUUUUCCCGACUAACAUUCCCUGAACUUUUCAAUUGGGCGAAGGGGUUGUUGGGACGAACAGAGUACCUAUAUUUCACCCAUUGUCGUGGUCUAAAGAACAUUUAUCCAGGACUAAGUGGAGGAGGAAAUGGUCUAAACAAAUUACAAUCUCUCGAAAUUGAAGCAUGCGAGGAUCUAGAGCAUAUUUUAUUUGCGGAGGAAGGGAGUACUGUCCAUACACUAGCAUUCAACAGGUUGGAAGAAUUUACGUUGGUAAACAUACAAAACUUGAGGAAAAUCUACCACGGACGUUUUCUAAAGGGGAGCCUGGAGAACCUAAGGAUCUUAAGUAUUGAUAGAUGUCACAAUUUGAAACACAUCUUUGAAAUGAGUAUGGCUCAAGGUCUCCCGCAGCUAGAAGAGAUUCGAAUUUCUACUUGUGAUGGUUUAGAGGAAAUAUUUAUGAAGAAUGAGGGAGAAGACAAGGAGGGUAAGGUGGUGCUUCCUCGAUUAAGGGUUCUUCAAUUAAAGUCAUUGCCCAACUUCUCAACGGUAUGCCAAGUUGUGUCACUUCGUGAUUUCCCAGUCUUUGAAAGUUUGUUCAUUUACAAAUGCCCCAAUUUGAAAAGACUCCCCAUAAGUUUGAGUCGGGAGAGCACACCAAGAUUGAGAGAGAUCUUUGUAGAAGAAACAUGGUUCAAUCAGUUGGAGUGGGAUAAACGAAGUGACAAGCUGCACCUUCAAGAAUUGGAUAAGGUUAAAUUUGUGAAAACUGUCUGGGAGUACAUGGAUGCUGAGGAAGUAUGUGAUGGCCAUGUUAACCAAGAGAUUUAGCCGUGAUGUGUGCAGGAAACAAAAAUCAGGGUAUUGCAAUCAGGUCUUCAAAGCGCAUUGAAGUUGGGAUGGAAAGAUGUAGGAGUUUGGACAUAUUACCAGAGUGUCGUUGACUGGUUAACCCAUAAUUCUCGAGUUGAAUGGCUUUGGGAGCUUUUCUCUCUUCUGCAUGAUAUUGCUCAUUUAUUUCAAACAAAAAUUAUUUUUUUGGUAAUUUAUCUCAAGCAAUUGGGUUUGUAAUAUUUAAGAAGACAAGAUAUGUUGAUAGUUUCGGUAGCCUAUAGAUUGGCUAUAAACUGCUAGAAUUUCUAGAAUUAUGAACAAACUGAAUCAUGAUUUGCAUGUUGUUUUAUUUCCUCAGUUUUUCUAAUAAUAUAUUUUUUUUCCUUUUAAUCUAA
This is a messenger RNA of Macadamia integrifolia, 4394 nucleotides long. RefSeq names its product probable disease resistance protein At4g27220. The transcript is spliced from 3 exons. The coding region runs from base 937 to 3996 and encodes 1019 amino acids. NCBI's taxonomy places the organism in Eukaryota, Viridiplantae, Streptophyta, Magnoliopsida, Proteales, Proteaceae. The record is from RefSeq and is a predicted model, not a curated record. Gene Ontology annotation, molecular function: ADP binding; protein binding; ATP hydrolysis activity.